This is a messenger RNA of Venustampulla echinocandica, 360 nucleotides long. RefSeq lists its product as uncharacterized. The transcript has a single exon. The record is from RefSeq and is a predicted model, not a curated record. The coding region runs from base 1 to 360 and encodes 119 amino acids. NCBI's taxonomy places the organism in Eukaryota, Fungi, Ascomycota, Leotiomycetes, Helotiales, Pleuroascaceae.
AUGAGCCUUAAUUGGCACUUCAGGUGCAACACGGCCAGCAACCCACAUCCCUAUGACCUAGCCACCUGGAGUAAGGCCUGUGAUGUCCUCGCAAGCUUCGCGGAGUUGCAAGAUCUCUGGGUUCAUCUAAUUGGGAACUAUGUCACGCCAGGCCUAUAUCGAAAGGAGCAAUGGGGACCACUGCUAGAUGCACUAUCUCGGAUCAAGACCACGAAAACGUUCGAUGUUAUUCUACACUGGUCAGAGGAGGAGUGUGUAGAAGCAGAAGCAGCGAAAGAAGGAGGGUACUCGUUUAGGUUGGUGCCGAAGUUAGAGCCGUUAGAUGGACACUCUAAGGAAACUCUUAUGAUUAUAAAAUGA